Pisolithus orientalis is the source of this 735-nucleotide messenger RNA. RefSeq lists its product as uncharacterized. The transcript has 7 exons. The coding region runs from base 1 to 735 and encodes 244 amino acids. The record is from RefSeq and is a predicted model, not a curated record. Lineage: Eukaryota; Fungi; Basidiomycota; Agaricomycetes; Boletales; Pisolithaceae.
AUGCAUUCCUCUGACUUGAUUGCCAACAUUGCAGUUUCAGGCAUUGCAGUUGCAGGGUGGUCAGUUGUGCAUUCCUCUGACUUGAUUGCCAACCUUGCAGUUGCAGGUUGGCCAAUUACAGCAGCAGCAUGUGGUGCCAUUAUACCCAAAGGAGCACCAAGGCACUACAUUGCAACUAUCAACAUUGGCAAGCCUGGUAGGUGGUACAUUCAUACUGAUAAGAUUAUUGCUGCAGCAUGCCCAAGUGUGCUGACCAGUGUCCCAGACCCACAAGUGAUAUGGUGCUCUGUGUCUGAUGUGCGACACAGCUGCUCUGAUCCUCCUCCUGUCCUAGCCAUUGCUCACUCAUGGAUGAACACAGGAAUUGCAAAGCCACAAGCCUCCCCCAACACUGCAUCAAGUAUGCUUACCACACUGGAGGGAUUAGUAGCAUUGAUUAUCCAGAAGCAAGGCUUCAAAUCUUGGGUGCCUGGACAUUGCAGCAGUCCUGAUAUUCAUGUACCAUCAGCAUGGCAAGUCCCUUGUGACAUGGCUCAGAUCCAUCUGGGAGAGUGCAAUGUUUUGAGCCAAGUACAACAGCAACAGCAUGCCCUCUACCAUGCACAACAAGAUCAUUGGAUGAACCAAGUGUAUCAGCCUCCUCCCUCUGAAACAAUAUCCUUAGAGAUUUCAGCCUUGCAUGAGGGUGGUCCUCAAAAAGGUCAUAUGCAUGCUACUCCAUUUGGGGUAGAAUGA